UCGAAUCUGGUUUCGAAGGCUGAACAAACCAAAAUUUGUUGAGCUCCUUUUUCAAAAUUCAUUGUUUUUACAAAUUAUUUGUUACCAAAAUUCAAAAUUUUAUAUCAAAAUGUUUAAACGUUCCGCGUUUGCCUUGGGUCGGUGCGUCAAAGAAGUGCUUAAACGGUCGGUCGGUUCAGCCAAACCUUAUAAGAUCCUACCAUCUUGCAAACCUUAAACCUGAAGAAACUGCCAAUCCCGAUGUCCUUCCAAAUCAGCAGACGAAAAAACUUGGCGAUGGCUCUUUUGGAGUCAUUCAUGUCCAGAAUUGUUCCUUACUUCCCAAUCCUAUGUUCCUGGACGAUCUAGAGCAGCAGCAGGCGAAAAGGAUCGGAGCAAACCGGUGGCUAAAGGAAGAAAAGCAUGAAGACCUUGAAAGGAUGAGACAGGAAUGCCAGAGGCUAGCCAAAGAAAUCACCAUGGCUGCAAAAGGUGGAGAUAUCAAAAAGGCCUGCAAGGAGCUGGCCCAAAAAGAGAAGUGCAAACAGAAAGCCUUAAAGAAAAAAUGUAAGGAUUUGGCAGCGAAGGAAGAAUGUGAAAAGGCUAAACUCAAAAAGAAAUGUGCGGCAAUGGCGAAGAAGGAUCCUUGCAAGAAGAAGGAUCCCUGCAAAAAGAAAGAUCCCUGCAAAAAGAAAGAUCCCUGCAAAAAGAAGGAUCCCUGCAAAAAGAAGGAUCCUUGCAAAAAGAAGGAUCCUUGCAAGAAGAAGGAUCCCUGCAAAAAGAAGGAUCCUUGCAAGAAGAAGGAUCCCUGCAAGAAGAAGGAUCCCUGCAAGAAGAAAGAUCCCUGCAAGAAAAAUGAUAUGAAAAAGAAGUGCAAGGAAUUGGCUGAAAAGGAGAAAUGCAAGAAGCUGGCGCAAAAGGAAAAAUGCAAGAAGCUGGCCAAAAAAGACAAAUGCAAGAAAUAAUGCAGCUUUCUCGGAUUCUAAAAUGAAAUUUAUUUUAUUUUAACUAAUAAAACAUUGAAAUUUAAAUAUA
Messenger RNA from Drosophila eugracilis, 1014 nucleotides. Its product is annotated as sperm-specific protein Don juan. The coding region runs from base 330 to 944 and encodes 204 amino acids. NCBI's taxonomy places the organism in Eukaryota, Metazoa, Arthropoda, Insecta, Diptera, Drosophilidae. The record is from RefSeq and is a predicted model, not a curated record. The transcript is spliced from 2 exons.